This is a messenger RNA of Rangifer tarandus platyrhynchus (Svalbard reindeer), 312 nucleotides long. NCBI's taxonomy places the organism in Eukaryota, Metazoa, Chordata, Mammalia, Artiodactyla, Cervidae. The record is from the annotation of a GenBank genome assembly.
AUGCAUGGGUUGGGUGGACUCCCACGGAGACCCCAGCCAGGCUGUCCCAGCUGCACAGCGUUUCUGGUUUGGAGGUGGCGGGGAGGGCAUGUCAAAGGUAUUUUCAGUAAACCUUCUGUGUCCUCCUUUGGCCAGGUGCUCGUCAGAUCUGAGCUUCAUGCUCCACUAGACUCCCACUGUCUGACAGCAUCAGAAAUUGGCUAUUUGCUCCAGCUUGCCUUCCUUUACACAUGUCACAGCCAGAUUCCAGGUUCUAGCUAUUCCCUGAAGAAGCCGCCCCAGACUGGCUUUCAGGCUGAUCACCUGGGCUAA